AGCUGAGCACACUUUUCUCACGUGGGUCGUAUAUAACUGUGGACAUUGUUGUGAAACAACGACAUUCAAAGCCAUCGUCUGACCAUGACCGGCCUACGUCUCCUGGUGGUGCUGGUGUUUGUGCUGCCCUCUCACGGCGACUUCCCCUUCAGGAACACGAGUCUGUCCUGGGACGAGCGUGUGGACGACCUGGUGGGCCGCCUCUCCAUCGAGGAGAUCAUGUACCAGAUGACCAAAGGAGGCACUAGCCCAGGCAAUGGCCCCACUCCGCCCAUCCCCAGACUUGGUAUAGGGCCCUAUUCCUGGAACACGGAGUGUCUGAGGGGAGACGUGGAGGCGGGGAACGCUACCUCCUUUCCCCAGUCUCUGGGUCUGGCGGCCGCCUGGGACCCCGAUGUUGUGUACAAAGUGGCAGAAGCGACGAGCGAAGAGGUUCGAGGAAAGUUUAAUGAUUUCGUAAAGAACAAACAGUACGGCACCCACAAAGGAAUCAGCUGCUUCAGCCCCGUCAUCAACAUCAUGCGCGACCCCAGGUGGGGCAGGAACGAGGAAACCUACGGAGAGGACCCCCACCUGACUGGUCAGUACGCCGCCCACUUCGUGUGGGGACUGCAGGGGAACCACCCCCGCUAUGUCCGAGCUAACGCCGGGUGUAAACACUUCGAUGCGUACGCCGGCCCGGAGAGCAUACCCGUCAGCAGAAUGUCUUUCAAUGCCGUUGUUUCAGAGCGAGACUGGCGAACCACAUUCCUGCCCGCAUUUAGAACAUGCGUCAAGGCGGGGACCUACAACAUCAUGUGUAGCUACAACAGCAUCAAUGGUGUACCAGCGUGUGCCAACAAGCGGCUGCUGACGGACAUCCUUAGAGACGAGUGGGGUUUUCAGGGCUACGUCGUCAGCGACCAGGGUGCAAUAGAAAACAUCAUCGGCUCCCACCACUACUUAAACAACAGCGUAGAUACUGUAGCAGCCUGCGUCAAUGCUGGAUGUAACCUCGAACUUGCAGGCAAAGCGGAGGCCGUGUAUCUGUCUAUGUUGGAUGCCGUUAAGCAGGGGAAGCUGACCGAGGACCUAAUGAGGGAACGAGUUAAGAAGCUGUUCUACACCAGGAUGAGACUGGGAGAGUUCGAUCCCCCCUCCAUGAACCCGUACUCCACAUAUGACCUCUCGUAUGUAGAGUCCGCGGCUCACAGGGAACUCGCUGUAUGGGCUGCCACAAGAACAUUUGUCCUCCUGAAGAAUGAUGGCGGGUUUCUUCCACUCAAGCAGAAAAUCGACACUAUUGGAGUUGUGGGCGUCAUGACGUUUGAAGGCAACAACACCGUCGGCAACUACGCCCCCAACACCGACCCUCGGUUCAUGUCGCGGACAAUCGACGGUCUGAGAACGCUUGGGAACGUGGUUCAGGCUGCAUCUGGCUGUAACGACAGCAUGUGCGAGAAAUACGAUGCCGCCGCUAUCAAAAAGGCAGUUACCGGUGUCGACGUGUUGUUCAUCACGUUAGGAACAGGAGCCAGUAUCGAGAAAGAAGGACACGACAAACCGGACAUUGAGCUGCCAGCCGGACAAGUGCAGCUCCUAAAAGAUGCCGUCCAGUACAGUGGGAAUGUCCCGAUAGUUCUACUGCUAUUUAACGCUGGUCCUCUCAAUAUGACCUUUGCUGUCGGGAACCCUCGCAUCGUGUCCAUCAUGGAGGUGUUCUACCCUGCCCAGGCCACGGGGGAGGCGCUCAGGAGGGUCCUCACCAACGAUGGGGGAAACAAUGUCCCCGCCGGAAGACUUCCCUACACAUGGCCCAGGUCUCUGGAUGGGUUCCCCGAGAUGGUGAACUACUCCAUGGACGGCCGCACCUACCGCUACUUCAACACAGAAGUACUCUACCCCUUCGGAUAUGGCCUUUCAUACUCCACGUUCUUCUACAAGGAAGUGACGUAUCCGGGAUUGGUGAAGGCAGGACAGAGCGCCAAUGUAACCACAGUGGUCGUCAACAACGGGCCUUAUGCCGCUGACGAGGUAGUGCAGCUGUACGUGCGAUGGGAGAGCCCGUCCGUCCCCACCCCCAAGAUUCAGUUGGUGGACUUCAAGAGAGUGUCCUUAGCGGUCAAACAGGAGCUGGCCGUCAACCUGACCAUAACAGCCCAGAACAUGGCGAUCUGGGACGACAACAACGGCUGGAUAGUCGAGGACGGUUACCUAGAGAUGUUUGUCGGUGGCCAGCAGCCCAACCAGCUAUCAACCGAUGGUAGCUAGUGGCUUCCGACCCAGAAUUCUAUAGUGUGCAUUAGGCAUUCCGUCGAGGGACACAGGGAAACCCCGGAUAGUUCUAACUACCUACCAACGGAGUACAUGCAAAGACAACCGGCUACAUGUUAGAACCGACAAGACCCGUGAACAAGCGUAGCCCCAGACAUGCAUGGUAUGUCAACUUGACCUUCUUGUCGGCGGUAAGUUGAAACUUGCUCAUUUUCAAACGUAUGCCAAAAACUAAUAAUUGUUUCAUGAUGUAUGUGAAAUACCCAUAAUAUAAUCAUGUGUUUACUUGAAAACACAUUUGUUUGUAUUUUAUAACUUUAAUGGCCUACAUAAAUCGGACCUUAAACAGAGGUGUGUCAGCGAUUUAGAGUUAUGUGCCCUUGAUGUUAGGAAAACAGCUGACGACAAGGCGACAGAUAGGUUUUACACACUUUGGGAAAACACCGCUUAACAUCUUCAAACUUUCUUCAAUUCUCCAGUAAAAGUAUUCAUACAGCUUUCAUUCCAUCAUGAUUGACGAAUGUCAAAAUACAAUUGAUAAAGAAAUAUUUAUUUUCAGGAUUUUCAUAUUUCUGUUUAGGUUUAUGUUGAGUUCAAUGUCAUGAUAUUUCUCAUGGGAGAUAAUGUCAUUAUAUGCUUUUGUUGUUUGGUAGCAAUGAAUAAAUUGUAAAACGUUCAAAAGAUGCAUUAUUUCUACAUAUUAACAAGACUUUCAUCAUAUCAAUUAAUUUUGUAGUCCCUUCGUUUUUAAUUGACAAGGAGAACAAGAAUGACAAGGUAUUCCAAAUCGAUAUCAUAGCCUGUAACAUAUUUAUGCCAUUUAUUUCUGGGGAAUGCCCAUCAAUUACCGCAGAGAUAAGAAAAGUCAUAUCAAUGUAGCAUUUGAGUUGCGUCAGAGACGAUAUUCAGUGAGGGGUAAAAUAUGUUUUUACUAAUUUCAAUGUAUUCCUAUUUAACAGGAUUGAUCAAGACCCUUCGUGAAGAGGAACUCGGUUGUACAGCACCAACGUCAUAAGAGACUUAUCUUAUAUACAAUCUGAUAUAUAUGAGGUCGCAAUUGUAAAUUUGCGUUUAGCCCAGUCAUUGGAAUAAAAGUUUGUAAAUUCACACUCCUUGUCCAGUGCUUGUGAACUUGAUACAGGACAGAACCUGCUCCUUUUUAUAAGUCCUUCGUGUGUACUUCCCGAGCAGCAAACAGUCCUCAUGAGGAGAUUGUUCUUAUAGUCACUGCAACUAUGUAUAUUGCAUGCUGUAUAUAAAAUGGAUACUCGUACUUGUCUGUAUACAAAAUAUAUAUCUGAAUUCCAAAGUCAUUGCCAUUAAAAACAGUUUUAUACG
Messenger RNA from Haliotis rufescens (red abalone), 3591 nucleotides. Its product is annotated as probable beta-D-xylosidase 7. Gene Ontology annotation, molecular function: alpha-L-arabinofuranosidase activity; xylan 1,4-beta-xylosidase activity. Bases 85 to 2250 code for a protein of 721 amino acids. Lineage: Eukaryota; Metazoa; Mollusca; Gastropoda; Lepetellida; Haliotidae. Gene Ontology annotation, biological process: xylan catabolic process; arabinan catabolic process. The record is from RefSeq and is a predicted model, not a curated record. The transcript has 13 exons. Gene Ontology annotation, cellular component: plant-type cell wall.